This is a messenger RNA of Saccharomyces eubayanus, 2406 nucleotides long. It is a transcript of the gene COG3, whose product is annotated as Golgi transport complex subunit COG3. NCBI's taxonomy places the organism in Eukaryota, Fungi, Ascomycota, Saccharomycetes, Saccharomycetales, Saccharomycetaceae. Gene Ontology annotation, biological process: cytoplasm to vacuole targeting by the Cvt pathway; intra-Golgi vesicle-mediated transport; Golgi organization. Gene Ontology annotation, cellular component: membrane; cis-Golgi network; COG complex. The transcript has a single exon. The record is from RefSeq and is a predicted model, not a curated record. The coding region runs from base 1 to 2406 and encodes 801 amino acids.
AUGGGGAGAAGUAGGAGAGAUUCGUUGGUCCGGGACAUUGCGUCCCAUCCGGCGACGGCAGAAACUCAGAGCAUUGUGGGCUUAUUGGACGAUUCUUACCUAUUCGACAAGUUAAAAACACUGUCACUGGCGGUAGAGAAUUCAGAGGACUUGCAAACGGUCAGUGACUCAGACAGCCGGAUAGACGAUAAUGAGUCCGAACCUGUGUCUUCUGUAAACGGAAGCAAGACAGACAAGUACUCGUAUUACAACGCCUACUUGGAUCAAUUGAACACGAAGAUUGAUGAGUACAAGGUCGUUCUUGACCAGACACGCCAGGUCAAUGACCAAUUGAACGGGUCCAUCGAGAGAUUCCAUAAAAUUGCUCAGGAUACCGGCGUGUUUAUCGAUGAAACGAAGACAAUCCACGAAAAGCAGUCGAAACUGAGCCAUUUAAGCGAGUCCAUCCCCAGGACUUUGCACUAUUUUGAAGCUUUGGACCCCAUAAUGCGGCGUUUAAACCAUGCGACUUCCCCCGCUAUCGUCAAGAAAGGCUCUUUCACUUCGAUGUUGGCCACGAUAGAUGAAUCUUUGCAUUUUUUGGACGAGAAUAGUCAAUUCAAAGACGCUGCGGCCUACAGAAUUAAGUUUAAGCAAUGUUUGAUUAGGGCCUGUGAAUUGGUUUCCCAUUUUUUGCAAAACUUGUUAAAACAGACAAAUCAAGAAAUUUUAGAUAAAACAAAAAAUAAAAACUCAUUGUCUGGACUACCGUCGAGUACAAGAGAUGCGUUCUUGUAUAGUAAGUUCUCCACAAUAGCUGAAACUUUCAAAAGCCAGGCGAGUGAAAUUGUCAAGAGAGUCAAUGACAAGGCGUAUUAUAGGUAUCACGACGAAUUGAAUUCUAUUCUCUAUGAAUGCUUCAAUCACUAUUUCCAGACUCGUUUGAAACUAUUAACGCCUGUCAUUUGGACACAUAUUGACGAUAUUAUCGUUAAGGAUAAAGAUCUCGACUUAGUCAAGUUUAUUCAGGACGGUAAAGCUUACUUCCAACAGCUAUGCACGGAUGAAUAUAAGCUUUUCGUCGAGUUCUUCCCUGAAAAAGAAUGUCGUUUUAAGAUCAACCAAUGGUUCUUACAGUUAUGCGAGCCACUUUAUGAUUCCAUAAGAAUCAGAGUCUUGAAAGAGACAGAUAUUUCGACCUUGUGUGACUCUGUGACUUUGUUUGCCCCAUACUAUGAGUUUGAAGAAGGUUCUGAAGAGUAUUUGAGGCAAUUUACCGAUAUUCAAUACGAUAAAUUGUUUGAACCAAUUGUUCACAAGGUUCAAGCUAGAUUGAUUUUGAGGGUUCAGAUUUACGUUCAACAGAAUAUUCUCAGCUAUAAGCCUUCAAGGGACGUUUUUAUGAUUUCAAAUAGAAGGAAAAAUCCAAAGGCCAACUCAAAUGAUGGCGACAAGAGGACAACCAAUGCCAAAAACGGUUCAGAUCCUUUGUUAGAUUCUUAUUUGUCUUCUCUCAAAACUAGAAAUAUUCUAUCCAUUUCCGACGAUGAUGCAGAUGAGAAGUACAUUAAUUCGGAAGAAACAACCGAUAGAAUUACACAAUUGCAAACUUACUAUCCACCCCUGUUAAAGACCCUGGCUCUGUUGUCUAAAAUUUAUGAAAUGAUCAACUCCGUGGUGUUUGAUGAUAUGGCCCAUCAUAUAGUUCACGAUUGUAUCAUAUCUUUGAGAAAAGCUUACGAUAUGGUAAUUAGAUCAUCGGCAGGGAAAUCAGAUAUCAACAAUCUCGAUGUUUCAUUGGCGUACUUGAAAAACCUAUUGAUGUUGCGUGACUCCAUACAAAAUUUUAAUAUUCAAUAUACCGUUAAUGAAACUUACCUGGAUUUUUCUGGUGUGGAAGGAUUUUUCAAAUCGCUCAAAGAAAAUGGUAGAAAUGUGUUGAAGAAAACAAACUCAUCCACGAUUUUGACUUUAGCAAGGGAAUUGGUCCCCAAAGUUGUAAACAAUAUGGUGGAUGCACGUACAGAACUAAUCUCCGAGUUGAGAAAUGUCAUAAAGGACUUUACUGAAAAAACCUCUUUAGAACUUAUUGAUGAUACUUUGGAUAUCAGCAACGGCGAAGAUUUAUCAUCAAGAAAUUUAAAAUUAAGGGAAAAUAUAAAAGCCAGGUUGCCCAGAAUAUACGAACAAAUAUUGAAUUACAUCGACGAUCAAGAUAUUGUUGUCAACCUAUUAGAUGCUGUGCAAGAGUUAAUCACGCAGUCCUAUUCUAAAUAUUAUGAAAAUAUAAGUGAAAUGGCGGAAAACGGGGAAUUAGGUAAGGAUCAAAUUGCCGAUGUUAUGUAUUUAGAUGUCUUUGCGGAUUUUUUUGCCAAAGAAGUGGCAGAAAUUCUAAAAAAUGAUGGCAUGAACACCCAAACAAGGUAA